AAUUAAUUAGAAUAAAACGAAUUUAGAGUAAUAUCAACCAUGUUCUUCUUACAACAAGGUCUAAAAUCCUUUGUGUAGAAAAUGUCUCACAAAGAAAAUCGCAGCAAUUCGUUACUAGGACUGAAAGACAAAAUACAGUAUUUAAGUGAUAAAUGCGGCUUACAAUGGCUCGGAUACGUAUUUACUCCGGCACCUACACCAUUAUUUAAAAGAUUAUUCUGGCUAGCAACAAUAACGGCUUGCUGUGCUUGCUCCGCCGUGGUUCUUCGAGGUGCCCUAGCAUUGUACACGACUGAUGCCGUCUCCUACUCCGUGGAAACUGACUACCUGGAGUGGGACACCCCCUUCCCGGCUCUGACGGUGUGUGAGGAAGCUAAUCCAGCGUGGAUUAAGAAGUAUUUGGUGCAGAACAAUCUGCCAGCAUCUUUAGCCACUUUUAGUCAAGAAGUGAGUUUCCGAAGCGUCAAGUUCUGUCGCUCAUGUGUCUCCUGUGAAAUGGGCAAGACUUGUGUGCAGAACUUUUUAGAACUCGUCAAUGGAAUAAGGAAGAAAUGUGAUGAGCUACUUACUGACUGCUGGUGGGAUGGCAAACAUUUCCCGUGUUGUGAAAGGUUCCACCCGAUAGCCACAGAAUUCGGUAAAUGUUUUGUGUUCAACUCUCGUUGGACUGGUGAUGAGAACAUUAUCAACAUCAAUAGACAGACUGGUCUCCCAAGUCUGGUGUUUUCUGCAACACAGUCUAUUAAUAUAUGGAUACACUCUCCCGAUGACAUGAUAACAAUGGCCUCUGAAAAUAUAUUGGGAUUCUGCGGCACUCUACAUCGAAUUACUGAUUUUGAGGUCACUUUAAAGGCAGAGCACACAAUAAGUGACGUCUCGGUCCAGCUCCUCUCGUCAUCCAAUCGCGACUGUUUGUUUACUCACGAGCGGCCAGAGUUUGCCCACCUUUGGCCGUUUGCCCGCUACUCGUACAGUGCCUGCAUUAUGUAUAGCCGGGCCUUCGUGCAGGCUGAAGCUUGUAACUGCACUCAUCAUUUUAUGCCUCAGAUUGGCAAUAUACCAACAUGUGAUUUUGAUGGCUUAGUCUGUCUUCAUAAAGCUAAGAAAGAGGAUUUGAGCACUGAGCAAUACCAUUGCCCAAUGGCUUGUGAAGAAAUUAUUUACACUGAUAUCCAUGUCGCUUGUCCUCGUCAAUCAAGCAACGUGCCUGAAGAGCUACUCCGCCGUGGCACACGAGGUCGUGUGAGCCUCGCCAAUCACCCCAGCCUGAGGGUACGGCGACAAGCCAUCAGGGAACUACUCGGCCUCGUUGCGGCCCGCAGUCUGGAAGUAGGUACGUGAUUGAUUUACCCGUGCAUCGGAGAGCAUGUUAAUGUCGGCCCUGCGCCUUAUCUCUCUCCGGUCAUGUCGGAUUAUCGUCCCAUCGAGCUAUGAGAGUGAAGGAAUAGUGAGUGCCCUUCUGUCUGUGCAAUUGCUUGUGCACUAUAUAUCCUAUCCUACGCAGCUGGCUGAUCUCCUGAUAUAAGAACAGCCGGUAGCGUGGCCGAAA
This is a messenger RNA of Helicoverpa zea (corn earworm), 1549 nucleotides long. RefSeq names its product sodium channel protein Nach-like. Gene Ontology annotation, biological process: sodium ion transmembrane transport. The transcript is spliced from 10 exons. The record is from RefSeq and is a predicted model, not a curated record. Gene Ontology annotation, molecular function: ligand-gated sodium channel activity. Lineage: Eukaryota; Metazoa; Arthropoda; Insecta; Lepidoptera; Noctuidae. Gene Ontology annotation, cellular component: membrane. The coding region runs from base 82 to 1341 and encodes 419 amino acids.